Messenger RNA from Lentinula edodes (shiitake mushroom), 582 nucleotides. RefSeq lists its product as uncharacterized. NCBI's taxonomy places the organism in Eukaryota, Fungi, Basidiomycota, Agaricomycetes, Agaricales, Omphalotaceae. The record is from RefSeq and is a predicted model, not a curated record. The transcript is spliced from 3 exons. Bases 1 to 582 code for a protein of 193 amino acids.
AUGAAAGAUCCCUAUAAUACCGAGUUUACACUGAACCCAGACGGACGGGUCGCAAUAAAGGUCUACACAGAACUACCUCUCAAAGAGUUUACAGCGAAUACCACGAUAGUUGAUGUGGUCACAAUGGACGAGGUGAUGACGAUAAAUGAUUCGAUUCUGAUAAUGAGCGGGAGACCCAAACCCAAAUCAGGUGAAGGGCCCAUCCUCCAUCAUCAGAGAGUCGAGAGGGUCGGCGAAAUGGAUUUUUACACGUUUAGUGAGCGCAUACCGAAGGUGCGUCUGCGAGGGAUGGAGGAAGAGCGGAAUAUGUCAGAGUAUUUGCAACAACAUGGAUACGGAAAGAAGCGUAGAUUCAUCGCGUCGAGCGGUUGUGCAUAUACAUGGGUUGAUUUUAGGCUAAAACUGGAUGACAAGAAGGAAGUAGGGAGAUUCUAUCCUCGAAAAUCCAGGGGGUUGUUUGGUCCAAAACGACCAGCUUAUCUUGAGCUUGAACGAGAUCGAAUAGUGGACAUUGGCGAGAUUGGUUUUACGCUGGUCUGUAUGUUGCACGAAGCAGACAAACACGCACAUGUACAUGUGUAG